Messenger RNA from Protopolystoma xenopodis, 486 nucleotides. The record is from the annotation of a GenBank genome assembly. Lineage: Eukaryota; Metazoa; Platyhelminthes; Monogenea; Polystomatidea; Polystomatidae.
AUGGAGAGACUUUUUCGGAGUACAGUUAAAUCACCCCGCAGCUCCCCAGAGACCAGUGGCAUCGAGUCUAUCCCAGAGGGGGCUAGCGACUACUCCAAUCUACCGAGUUGUGGAGAGUGGAAUUGUCGAAUGCCUGCAGACGCCAGGCCUUUGUGUCCUAAUUACGGUCCAGUCUUUCCCAAUGAUGAGGUAAACCAGAAGAAUGACCUCACUUGCCUGGCCUCCUAUCAACAGAUGGCUUCCUCCAGAGAGGUUACCGGCAGCCUAGACCAGACAGUCGGUCUUUUCCCAUUUGCUUGGUCGAAAGAGCCACCUGGUAAAGGCUUCACUACAAAGUCUGGUACAGUUCGCUCCGAUUCAGUUGCCGACGUUGUGGCUGAAGUGAAAAGGCACCGAAGCAACGGGACCCACUGUUUUUCACGAUUUAAUAGCCAUUCGAUCGGUUUGACGCGUCGAGAACAGUUGAGAAAACGGCAUGAAAGGUGA